GCGCCCGCGUCGUCUGGUGUCAAAAUUCUAUGUUUCUGUUUACAAAACUUGCCGUCGUCGGUUGUCGUCGUAGAUUCUUUCCGAUUUAUUGUAACAUUUUCGCGCUUAAAAUGAGUAAAUUGCUGAAAGAGUGCUUUAUAAAACCCUUGACUGACCGACACCCACCGAUUCGGAUCGAUGCGGAACGUAAAAUUAUCGGACGUAGCCCGGAAACGCUGAUCCAGGAUCCUUGCUGUUCCCGUCAACAAGUUUGCCUGAAAGCCAACUUUAAGGGAGGAUUUGUGCUGGUCAAGAGUCUGGGCUCAAAUCCUUCGGUGUUGAAUGGCAAGCAGUUGGAGAAAAACAUGGGCUAUGAAGCUCACGACGGUGACAUCCUUGAGCUUCUACCCGGUCAGCAUCAGUAUACGUUCGUGUUUAAAUUCGACGAGAAAGCCGAUGGCAAGGAAAGUAAGAGUAAAGACAGGAAGGACGAUAAGAAACAGCAGAACGGCGAGGAUAAAGACAAGCUAGAUUCUCACAAACGAAGUUUGUCAAAAUCGGAUUCAAAAGACGAAUCUCAUCAGAAGAAGAAGAAAAAGCGGGACGAUCGACACGGAAGCUCCAGCAGCUCAAGCCGAUCGACUAGCAUCGAUCGGGAUGGGGGCAGGAAAACUCCCGUGCCGGCCGCAGACAGCAAAUGGGAAGACAUCGACUCGAAGCUGUUGUACAUUUUCACCAGCAAGGACGUGAUUUCUUCCGAGAAAAUUGCUGCGUACGACCUGGACGGAACCCUGAUCAAGACCAAAUCAGGAAAUGUGUUUCCAAAGACGAUCGACGAUUGGCAAAUUGCCUUUCCGGAAGUGCCGGGAAAGUUGAAAUCGCUCCACAAGAGCGGGUUCAAGAUUGUGCUUUUUACGAAUCAAGCUGGCAUUUCGAAGGGAAAGCUGAAGAUUGAAGACUUUCAGCAGAAGAUUCGAUCGAUUCAAGCUAAGCUCAAUGUGCCCUUCCAGGUGUUUGUAUCGACCGGGAAGGGCAAAUAUCGGAAACCAUUGACCGGGAUGUGGGAUGUCCUCACCCAGUUGAAAAACGAUGGCAUCAAGGUUGACAAAGCUCGUAGUUUCUACGUGGGUGAUGCAGCCGGUAGGCCGGAGCAGAAGAAACCCGUCAAGCGCAAGAAAGAUUUCUCCUGCGGUGAUCGACUGAUGGCCAUUAACGUCGGGAUUCCAUUUCUUAUUCCCGAAGUGCACUUCCAAAAUGCCAAAGAUCACGAAUGGACAAAGCCCGAAUUCGAACCAAAGCUGGCCCUGGAAUGUCGCGAAUUAUUGUCCCCAGCAGGAACCAAACUCGUAUCCUCUCAGCCGGAACUGGUCAUCAUGAUUGGAUUUCCCGGGUCGGGCAAGAGUCACUUCGUCAAAACUCACCUCGAACCGAAAGGAUACGUUUCGAUCAAUCGCGAUACACUGGGUUCGUGGCAGAAGUGCACAUCGUUGCUAGAGAGUACCUUGCGCAGUGGAAAGCGCGCCGUUGUGGACAAUACUAAUCCAGACGUGGAGAGCAGGAAGCGAUUCGUGGACAUUGCCAAGAAGAUGAAGGUGCCAUGCCGGUGCUUCAAGAUGAGUGCCAGCUACAAGCAAGCCAAGCAUAACAACGCCUUCCGGGAGCUGACGAACCGAAACCAUGCUUCGAUCAACGAUAUGGUUUUCAACAUGUACAAGUCAAAAUACCAAGAACCCUCAAAGGAUGAAGGUUUCGAAGAAAUCGUUCUAGUGAAUUUUCUACCCAAGUUUGAAUCAGCCGCAGACGAGAAAUUGUAUAAAAUGUACCUGUUGGAGAGUUAAGUGUUUAAUAUUUAAAUUUAAGUUUAUGUUUUCUGUUCUACCAUUGAGUAUACAUAUGACAACA
This is a messenger RNA of Aedes albopictus (Asian tiger mosquito), 1881 nucleotides long. RefSeq lists its product as uncharacterized. Bases 30 to 1817 code for a protein of 595 amino acids. Gene Ontology annotation, biological process: DNA repair. Gene Ontology annotation, molecular function: double-stranded DNA binding; protein binding; ATP-dependent polydeoxyribonucleotide 5'-hydroxyl-kinase activity. NCBI's taxonomy places the organism in Eukaryota, Metazoa, Arthropoda, Insecta, Diptera, Culicidae. The transcript has 4 exons. The record is from RefSeq and is a predicted model, not a curated record.